Molecule: messenger RNA, 4976 nt
Organism: Acanthaster planci (crown-of-thorns starfish)
Lineage: Eukaryota; Metazoa; Echinodermata; Asteroidea; Valvatida; Acanthasteridae
Source: RefSeq, a predicted model, not a curated record
GUGAAGAAAAUGGGUGAUUGCUUAUGCACAGUUUCAUAUUGAUGGUACCAUAUUGAAGCAGGAAUAGUAUAUGGGAAUGCUACACGUAGCCAAUGAGCUGAAUAUACAUGUACAUGUACAGGUAUACUGUACCUAACUGCACACAGACUGUACAUGUAUGGUGGUUGAAUGAGUUGAAACCUAUCCAGCACUACACACUUAUCAGAGGCAAUUUUAAACUUCCCAGCAGAAUAAACUAUCAACUGCACCUUUGGUGACUUAUUCAAAUUGGUGAUAUUCCAACCAGUAAUAUUCACAAACAAAAUGGAUCACCCAGGGGAACUUAAGCUUACGGAGAAAGUCGUCAAGACAGAGAAGUGGGGGGAUUUUAAUUGCUUUUUGCAGGGAGAUAUCACAAACCACCAUAAAAUUCUAGUAAUCACAAUGCACGACAUUGGCUUGAACCACACAGCUUGGGUAAAGUUUCUGAACGCAAAGUGCAUGGACAGCUUUGCCAGCAGGGCUAGUUUUAUUCACAUCAAUGCCCCAGGGCAGCAUGACAAGGCUGAGGAUCUACCAGAGGGAUACGCUUUCCCAAGCAUGAAGCAGAUUGCAGAAGAGUUACCGGAAAUUUUAAAGAGUCUUGGGGUGGAAGAUUCUCGAGAGUUGAUCGGCGUUGGAGAAGGAGCAGGGGCAACCAUAAUGGUCCGGUUUGCUGCUUUAGCAGGCAAAAGGCUGUUGGGUCUCAUCCUCCUUGAGUGUACGUCCGGCUCAGCGGGUUUCUUGGAAUGGGCUGAGGGAAAGUUUGCCACAUGGAAACUAGACAGGCUUCACAAAAUGAACCCCUCCGCAGAAAAGUACCUGCUGUUGCAUCACUAUGGUGGAAGGAAGGGAAGUGAAGAAGCUGUUAAGGAAUUCCAUGCAAGUCUAUAUGAUCGGAUGAACGCCCACAACCUAUCUCUUUUCAUCAAUGUCUUCCAAAGUCGUACUGACAUCAGUAGCUUACUGAAGAAUCUCCACACUCCAACGCUGGUUGUGACGGGGCAUGACUCACCUCAUGUUGGUGAGGUGGAAAAGGUAUUCAACUUCUUGCCCAAAGGUAACAAGACACUCCUGAAAGCAGAAGAUGUAGGCGGUGACAUCAAAGAAGAGCAUCCUGAAAAAUUAGCCGAAAGCAUGCAGUACUUCAUCCAAGGGAUUGGUGGACUACCGUCGCUCCCGCUCACCCGCUUAGGCCGAGCAGCAUCCCUCGGUGAAACCCCCAAAGAGAGGCGUUCCCACAGCAAAAGCAUGUCAGAAAUGGACCAGCCGCACCUGGACCAGCACCUGAGGAAGACCGACCAUCACCAAACUGAGCAGGUGGCUGACCAGGCUGCCCAGUGAUUUGUUUGCAUUCAUGGUUUUGAUUUUUUUAAACCCCUUUGGAUGUCGGCCCAAAAAUUCCAAUUUGGACACAUACUCAGCACAUACAAAAUUAAUUACCAAAAAAAAAAAAAAAUUGCCAUGUUGUCCACAUUCCCAUAGAUGAGAACAAACAUAUCAUAACCUUAAAAGGAAUAAGAAUACAAGUUCUUGCUAAGCACUUUUGCCUCAGGUCAAGGUAAAUCAGGUCUAGGAGAACGGGCAUUUUAUCACUCCCCAGUACCACUGAUUUCUUGGUUUGAUUCAACAUCAUUCAAACAUACGCCAGAAUUUCUGUUUCAUUUGUCAACACUUAAUAUAGCAUUUUGUUCAUCCCAGUAAUGACCAUUUUACUUUCAGUACUUUUUCUUGUCGCAAAUUGGAGACGGAUUCCAUAUCUUUGAAUGAACGCAACCCUUCAUUUCAUGUUUCUUGCUUUGUAGCAUUCAAGACCAUAAACUAAAUAGUUUUCCUGGCUGAUUGUUGUCUGUGGCUACUUUUUUUUUUCUUCAUGUUGUUUCAGUUUUAGAGGAUUUGGGGCUGGAUUUGAUGGAUUUCUGUGGUUUCUUCAUGAGCCAGUGUAUACAUCUCUUGUGUUUUGUUCUUUUCAUUUUUUUAGCUGUCAAGUGUUAAUUUGUGAACAUUUCGUAGUGUGGCUGGCUGCUUAGUAGUGGCAAACAGUUUGCUGAAUGUUGUCAUAAUUCGUCUCCCUUGUGUUGUCUAGGCAAAUGGCACUGUAUUCACCAACAUUUGUCAAAGGUUUUGUUUAAAACUUGGUGGAUUUCUCCUUUUUGCCAAAAUAAGUGAUUUAUAUGAAUAGGUUUAUGAAUUGAGUAUAUUUAAGAAAAUUUAUUUGAAAAGAAGAAAAAUUGUCUGUGAUCUGAAAUGGAAUUGUUGAAAUGUGAUUGCAUCAAAAACAUAUUAGGUGAGUUUAUCAUCUGCUAGAUUGUGAGAAAUGACAGUAGCAUAGUUUUUGGUGUUUUGUUUUUGCUUUAUUUUAUUAUUUUUUUGGGGGGCAGCACUUCUGUCAUUUUUAUCUUGUACUUUUUCAGUGGAAAAGUGAAAAUGUCUGUUUUCUAGGUAACGCUGUGGCAAGUGACUAUGGCCAGACAGGUAAAGAUGUCAAUGUAGAAAAUGAAUUGAUUCUCUUAUCAAAAGUUUGGUGUCUCAACAAAAUCAGUAAAUAUCAAAAACGAGGACAAAGUAUAUGAUCUGUGAAAAUUGAUUGAUAGGAGCAAUACAGGUGUGUAGGAUAGUCUUGUAAAGAUUUUGCACAUGAAAAUGGCACCAUUUUAUUGCUUCGGCUGUAAUGCUGGAAAGUUUUAACUUGCUGAGUUACUCGAGAAGGUGAAUUUAUAGCUACGCACAAGGUAUAUUUCCAUUACAAACAUGUUACAGAUAACACUGUUUACACAAAGAUGCAGCAGUAAUGGAAAAUAAUAGAGACUGUCAAUGCGUUCUCCUUCAUUAAGCUGCCAUUUGUCGGGACAUUUAAUGGUAGGCUGUAUCAGCACAGGGUUUCCAUUAAAAAAAAAGGAAGACAUGUUUCUGCUAUGUGUAGUCAACUAAUAUUUCAGUUACCAACUCACAAAUGUUGUGCAGUGGUUAGGGGGAUGAUUUCCUCUGGAGUCAUAUCCAAAGGAGCUUCAAAGUUGUGGUAGUGUUGGGAACUUUCAGAAGGGGAGUUUACAUCCUACGAAUCCCCAGCUCCUUUAUGCGCAGUCACCAACUCUGUGGCGGUAUACUGACUGUGGUUAGCGUAAGGAAUCACUUAGUGUCAAGGCUAUGUAACAAGUUGUAGAGAGAGUACUUUUUAACCAAUGUGAUUCGUUUCUUUGAAGACUAAGUAGAGUUGGUAAUACAAACCUGUGCAAGGAAUUCAGAAAGGGCAGGCUCAACUCCUAUAGAAUUCUGGAAACUGGGGGAUUCUGUUGAAGGGAAUUUCAGUCUGUGAUUAUUAGUUGGCAGCUUAUACAGCUGUCAUAACUUCUUCAGCAAGUUCACAAAUACUUCAACAGCCGCUAGUUAAAAAAAAGAGCAACCUGUCUUAGAAAAGGCCAUAGAAAUAUUACUCGGAACCACAGAAGGUUGGAGAAGUUUAUCCAUGGCAAUAACCGGUGAUAACCUCACUCUGAGAAGUCAUCAAGAAUGACCUUUGCCCCCCUGCAGCAUGAUGGACUGGUGCUGCAUUUCUGUUAUGUGCCCGUUUGCCAUCAACAGCUCUUUACAAGUAGCACACAAAGGAUAAACUGUGGUGGGAUUUUUUCAUAACACAGCGACUAGAUAUGCUGUGAUAUUAAGGACCGCUGCCUGAUAGUUUUCCUUUUUAAAAGAAAUUACUUAAAUCCCUGAUGUUGACAUUACCAAAGUCAAACUUUGUGAGUGUUCAAGCGAUGAGGCAAAUGUUUGGAUACAGAAUAGCUUGGCAUGCGAGUUAAACAUAAAGACUGCCUGCCGGCAAAAACUGUUUCCAAUCAAAAAGUUCUUAGAUGAGAGGCACAAGCUUUCACAUUUCUUAAUGUGAAUGGCAUUGAAAACCCAAAGUUUCAUGAGCAUGAAGAUUGCUUAUGCAAGAUGUGUGUGUUUUUUGGAGUCGGAAUUGGCACAUGUAUCUGAUGCUUUAGGCUGAGCUUGUAGAAAAUAUUCUUGAAAAGGUGGUUCCUCUGGUCACCACACUGCUGGCAAAUAGAUGUACAUUAUUGUCGACAAAGUAAUGUGAAUUCAAGAGAAAAAAGAUUUGUUUAUUAUUAUUACAAACUGUAUGUUGGUGAAAAGUAUUGUAAAAUACGUUGAAAGUGUUACAGUAAUUGCUGUUGGUUGCCCUUCAGGGAGAACAACCACUCAAGCAUCAAUGAAAGCUUCAUAUGCAAGGGGACCACUCUAUUCUACUUUUUGGAAUUGAUCAAGCAAGAUACGUGAGCACCUGGCUUGAAAUGAUUUUGGCCAGAUGGACUUUUUUUUUUUCUUUCCCAGGCACAGUUAUACAUGUAUGUCGUAAUUAAUUGGACAAAUGGAAACAGGAAACAACUGGACAUCGUCAAAUGUUAAUGUAAUUACUUGUCAGUUUUUGUUCUACAUUCUUUGUUGUCAUUUGCGAUAUUUUUCCUUUUGCAUUGAUCUCAUGAAGGCAAUCAAUUUCUAAAUGUGUGCAUGUAAUAAUAACAACCGUUCGUCCAGUUGUCAUUGGUCCAUCCUUAACAAAAGUAAAAACAAUGGUUUUUACAAUUUUUGUAAACGUUGCAAACAAGUUUUAAGUUGUACAAAUAAAUUUAAAGGAUGCAAAACAAAGUGGGUGAAUACAAAUUUGAUUGCUAAGAACCGGAUGUUUAAUGAUGUAUUAACCAAGUUGCCCGUUUGAUAAUAUUUUGUUCCUGUUUGGAUAACUGUUACUGUUUAAGCCAAUUUGACUUGACCUUUGACACUGUAUGGAAAUAAGAGACCUUUUAACGAUCUACAUCAGUUGACAGUGUGUUGAGUACAAAGGAAUUACCUUAGUUACUGCUAUGAGAAGGACAGUAGUUUUUGGUUUAAUUAAUGAACCAAUUUAUCGAAUGCAUCUAUAAGAAAUUAAUAAAAACUAUUUUCAUCAUUCCAAA